UGGGACUUGAACCUGCAGUAAUUGCAAGCAGCUGCUGUUAAUAACAGACUGUCUUAGCAGUCUGAGCCACCAGAGGCCUUUGGGAUUUAGUCAGGCCGGCCACAUGACCACGGAGACGUCUUCAGACAGCGCUGACUCUUCGGCUUUGAAACGGAGAUGAGCACCGCCCCCUAGAGUCAGCAACGACUAGCAUAAGACAAUGCUCAGAAGGCAUUGAAGAUUUGGGCCGGGGGUCCUGACAGCGUGAAGGGCUUGUUUCCUGGUUAUGGUAACAUUAUGAAUUAUAAUAUUUCUCGGCAUUUAUAAACACAAUAUAACACAAUGUAGUGGAGUGGUUAGAUUGCACUACUGCAGGCUCCUUCUACUUCUGCUGACCACCGGCUGCCAGCAGUUCGAGUGUCACCGGCUCAAGGUUGACUCAGCCAUCCACCCUUCCAAGGUUGGUAAAAUGAGGACCCAGAUUUUUGGGGGCAAUAUGCUGAUUCUGUAAACCGCUCAGAGAGUAAAGCACUGUGAAGUGGUAUAUAAGUCUUAAUGCUAUUGCUAUGAGCUCACUGGAGCUGGGCAGCCAAAAAAAUUAAAUAUAUAAUAAUAAAUGUCUAGAAGUUCAGGUAAAAGGCAGUGCAGAGCCAAGCUUAGCGAAUCUUUAAAAACAACACAGGGUAAAACUCUGUUAGAAGCUAGAUGGCAUGGUGUCAAGAAAUAACAGUUGUCCUUACUGUAUUAUACAAAUUUGGGGGAGAAAAGGCGGUAGCAAAUAAGUUCUACAUUGUUGCCAAUAAAGCCUAAAUGGAUGGAUACCUAAAGCUGUUAGGGAUCAAGAUAAAGUUGAAGGGGACUUUAUAAUUGGAAAACCCAGUUCCUCUUCAAUGGGAAGAAAUGAUUGUGAAAUAAUAUAAAGUUACAAUCAGAUGAGAUUUACGGUAUGCAUCUAAAUAACUGAAAGAAUUGUUGAAAAAAAUAGACACAUACUGUAGUUGCUUAAUGAGACAUAUUACUGCUAUUAUAGCUGCAUGAAAAUGUCUUGGAGUUCAAAGGUUAUGCAUAUAAUAUCAAAUAUCAAAUUCUACUUCCUUUUAGGCGACUGAGUCUUGAAUAAUAGAAGAGAAAGCAUUGGUAUCGGUUUCUGAAGAAACUACUCUUAGAAAAAUAAGACAGAAAUAUCUGAACAUGAACAACUCAGUGACGUUUGAAGAACAAACAAAACAAAUUGCGGAAGAAUUAUUUACUACUCUUUACUCAAGGAAGCAAUAUCCUCUCCAGGCUAGAAAAAUGAUCAUAAUUGAAGACCUAGAACUAACAAGAUACAGGACCUGGACAAGUGUACCAGCAGACUCAGAAUUGAUAAGACACAGGGCCCAGGCAAGUGGGCCAGCAGUUGAUUCUGCAAGCAGUUUUGAUCCAGUUGAUAUUGCCAUGUUAUUGGGAUCCAUAAGAGAUCAGUACAAAACAGAGAUGGAGGGCCAAGUACAAGCAGUUAUUGCAGAGGAAAGCAUAACAACGAUAAAGAAAUGUGGAGAAGUAGCAGAAUCUCUCAGCAGGAAUUGGAUCAGUCAAACUCCUGGGCUAGAGCCUGAAAGAGCUUUUCUAGCUGUUGCUGUGAAAUUGUUUGAGAAACUUAUAAAUGAAACUCAUGGAGAUAAGGGCCAGAUAAACAUACUUACGGAAACAAUAAAUGGAAAUCCUGAAGUGAGAAGCUAUAUUGAAAGGCAAGGUGGUUGGGAUAAUCUUGGUGUCUAAACAGCCCAUAGUUUCUUGGUUUCAAUAUGAAGAAUCCAUCUGAUAUUUUGGAAUAAAUAGAGCUGGAGAGUUACUUCAAAACUGGAAAUGGAAUUGCAAAUGAAUUGAAAAGGCUAUAUACAAUUUGUAACG
Molecule: messenger RNA, 1872 nt
Organism: Ahaetulla prasina
Lineage: Eukaryota; Metazoa; Chordata; Lepidosauria; Squamata; Colubridae
Product: bcl-2-like protein 15
Exons: 8
Coding region: 1171-1740 (189 amino acids)
Biological process (GO): regulation of apoptotic process
Cellular component (GO): nucleus; cytosol
Source: RefSeq, a predicted model, not a curated record